Molecule: messenger RNA, 1546 nt
Organism: Danio aesculapii
Lineage: Eukaryota; Metazoa; Chordata; Actinopteri; Cypriniformes; Danionidae
Gene: ftcdnl1
Product: formiminotransferase cyclodeaminase N-terminal like 1
Molecular function (GO): folic acid binding; transferase activity
Source: RefSeq, a predicted model, not a curated record
AGUUCCAAACUAAUAUUUCUUUUCAACUUCAAAAGUUUUGAAACUGGUGAUUGGUAUCUUGACUCGGUCGGUAAUUUUAAACCAGUUGAGUCAAAGAAAAAAAUACAAAACUAUAUAUAAUUAUAAAAACCUAUUUGAAUCCGAAGGCAUAUUUUGCUUGAUUUGCAUUCAAAUGUAUGCAUGUUUUGUGAUGUUUAAGAAAAUUGGGAAAGCCUUUGUUAGAAAGGUGUCGUGAAAUAGUCCAGUAGAUUCGUUUAAAAGAAUCGACUCAAUAUCAAACGAUUCUUUCAGUAAUCGGACGUCGCUAGCGGAAACAGCUGUAAGGUGAAAGCGUGUGCUACUUCUGGAGACUAGUGCACGACAGGAGUCCCUGAGUUGACUUUUUUUAAAGGAUGUCCUGCUCAGCUCUUGGUCGACGACUGGUUGCAUGCCUUUUAAACAUCUCUGAAGCCCGAAGAAAAGACUUGGUGGAGACAGUGGCCAGAUCUGCCAUCACUGACACACAGGGAGAAAAGCGGGAAGGUGUCACAGUGCUGAACAUCUUCAAUGAUUCUGACUACAACCGCUCCGUCAUCACUGUUGUUGCAAACAUUGAGCUCAUAAGGGAGGCUGUAUUGUCUGCUUGUGAGUGUGCAUGUUCUCUGAUUGACAUGAAUGUCCAUGAGGGCAUCCACCCAUGCAUGGGCGCAGUGGAUCUGGUGCCUCUCUAUCCACUGGGGGAAGAGGCUGUACUCCAGGAUUGUGGAGAAGAAGCCCAGGCAUUGGCCUUGGCUCUGACAGAACGAGUAGCAGGUACCAGUGCCUUUUUGUUUGGCUGGGCAGAUUCUCCUCAGCAUCGAGGUCUGGCACAGAGGAGGAAGGAGAUCGGCUGGUUCAGAAAGGUCUUGAAUGUGUCAGACAUCAAGCCAGAUAUUGGUUCUCAGCCCACAAGGAGAUACGGCAUUACAGGUGUUGGAGCGAGUCCCUACGUCAUGAACUGUAAUGUAACCAUUGAUACCCAGGAUCUGGCCCUGGGCCGUAGUGUGGCUUCAGCAAUCCGCGAAUCCAGUCCUGGUGGCAUCCCUGGAGUUCAGGUCAUGGCCUUGCCACAUGAAGGUGCUGUGGAGAUCGCUUGCAAUGUGGAGAGUGUUCAUGGUAGUCCUCCAUCUUUUUCAUCUCAUGGUGAGGAGCAGUGGCCGAACUUCAGCAUUGGAGGGCAAACCUUCUGCCAUGCUCCAGCCUCACUAAUCACUGCACGUGUAGCAGAACUGGUUAAACACCAUGGAGACUAUAAAGGUACAGCCCUGGUGGGAUUUACCCCACGUGAGUGCCGGAGACUGGCAGAAGGAGCCAUCUCUAAUGGCAUUGGAGAGUUCUGGAAAGAGCUGCGACGUGUGCACAUGUGAAGCAAAAAAAAAAACCUUUCAACACUGAUAAUGUGCAAAACAAUAGCACAUCAUCAUCGACUUAAGCUGAUAGAAAAAUAUUACUGACAUCAUUUAUUAUUAAUCAGGUGAUUGUGGAGCUUUUUACAGUAAAUGAAUGGCAUCAUUUACUCACCCAUGUG